This is a messenger RNA of Aethalodelphis obliquidens (Pacific white-sided dolphin), 11391 nucleotides long. RefSeq names its product neuron navigator 2 (gene NAV2). The coding region runs from base 763 to 8142 and encodes 2459 amino acids. The transcript is spliced from 40 exons. Gene Ontology annotation, molecular function: ATP hydrolysis activity; ATP binding; protein binding. Gene Ontology annotation, biological process: nervous system development; neurogenesis. The record is from RefSeq and is a predicted model, not a curated record. NCBI's taxonomy places the organism in Eukaryota, Metazoa, Chordata, Mammalia, Artiodactyla, Delphinidae.
GCGCUGCGCUGCCCUGCCCAGCCCGCCAGCCGCGCGUCCCGGUGCCCGCGCCCCACGGCCACAGCCUUGCUGCGCUAUAACGCACGGAGCAUGUGCAGACCCGCAGGCGCCGAGGUGCUAUCUGUCCGGCGGGCUUCUGAGCAGUGGUGACUGUCACGCGUAGAGAGACCUUUCGGGGGCUCUCGCCGCGGCUCUGCGUAGCGGGUGACACUGCGGUGCUCGCAAUCAGGGCGGCAGCUGCCUCUCGGUGAAGACGUCUUGGGCUCCGUGCGCCCUCCCUCUCCCCACUAUCGUUCUUUCCUUUCCCCAGCUGCUCGCUCCUUAGCUCGCCCGCUCACACCCGCAGCCUCCCUGAGCGGGAGGCGUGGGUCCCCGCCGCUUCUCUUCCGAAGGGGCCUCCUCACUUCGGAGAUGCAGUGACAAGUUAAUAUGGGCGUCCAAGCCUCGAGUUCCCAGGAGGAGAAUCGCAGGAGGCAACAGCUCCUGAGCACCCGGAGCCCUUGAACAGGCCGCCCAGGAGGGGCGUGAAACCCGGCUGCAGCAUCCGUCCAGGUGGGACCAGCUGAGCGCCGCGACCAAGGCGAGCUCGCCGGAUUGCUCCGAGAUCCCCGACCCGGGGAUAUUUUUUUCUUUCCCUCGGCUAGUGGUGGGCGCCUCUCGGGCCGAAGCCCGGCGCCUGCUCUGCUGCCCGCGCUGCCUUUAGCGGUCGCCUCCGCCGCCGCUGCCAGGGACGUGCUGGGAAAGCCGAAGCCCCGGGAGAAGAUGCCGGCCAUCCUGGUCGCCUCCAAAAUGAAGUCGGGACUGCCCAAACCCGUGCACAGCGCCGCGCCCAUCCUGCACGUGCCCCCAGCCCGGGCGGGCCCCCAGCCCUGCUACCUCAAGUUAGGAAGCAAGGUGGAGGUGAGCAAGACCGCCUACCCUAGCCAGAUCCCCCUGAAAUCGCAGGGGCUGCAGGAGCCGGCGGGGGAGGGGCUCCCGCUGCGGAUGAGCGGCUCGGUGGAAAACGGGUUCGAUACCCAGAUCUACACGGACUGGGCCAAUCACUAUCUAGCCAAAUCAGGCCACAAACGUCUCAUCAAGGAUCUCCAGCAAGAUGUGACGGACGGCGUCCUCCUGGCCCAGAUUAUCCAGGUUGUGGCAAAUGAGAAGAUUGAAGACAUCAAUGGCUGUCCAAAGAACAGAUCGCAAAUGAUUGAAAACAUAGAUGCCUGCUUGAAUUUCCUGGCGGCUAAGGGAAUAAACAUCCAGGGGCUGUCUGCAGAAGAAAUCAGGAAUGGAAACCUCAAGGCCAUUCUAGGCCUCUUCUUCAGCCUCUCCCGGUACAAGCAGCAGCAGCAGCCCCAGAAGCCGCACCUCCCCUCGCCACUGCUGCCCGCCGUGUCCCCGGCGGCCGGGGCCCCCUCCCAGUGCCAGGCUGGCGCUCCUCAGCAACAGGUGCCCGCCGCUCCCCAAGCCCCGUGCCAGCCUCACCAGCCAGCGCCACACCAGCCGUCAAAAGCACAAGCUGAGAUGCAGUCCAGACUUCCAGGUCCUACCGCGAGGGUAUCCGCUGCAGGCAGCGAGGCCAAAACACGCGGAGGGUCAGCCACUGCUAACAACCGACGGAGCCAGAGCUUUAACAACUAUGACAAGUCCAAACCGGUCACCUCCCCACUCCCACCCCCACCAGCAAGCAGCCAUGAGAAAGAGCCUUUGGUGAGUCCGGCCCCCUCCCACCCCGGAAUGAGCGAAGAUGCACCUGCUGCUUUGGAGGGCGUCGGCUGCGCCCCUGCUAAUUGCGGCGCCUCCUCGGCCAUCCCCCAGCCCGGCACGGCCUCCAAGCCCUGGCGCAGCAAGUCGGUCAGUGUGAAGCACAGCGCCACGGCUGCCACGCUCACGGUCAAGCCUCCUGCACCCGAGGCCCCCAGGCCCACCCCCGAAGCCCUGAAGCCAGCCCCCAACAAUCAGAGGUCCAUGCUGGAAAAACUGAAACUUUUCAACAGCAAGGGGGCUUCCAAGGUGGGUGAGGGCCCGGGGUCACGGGAUACAAGCUGCGAGCGGCUGGAGAUCCUGCCCAGCUUCGAAGAGAGCGAAGAGAUGGAGGCCGGCGGUCGCCCGCUGUCCGCGGCGGGCCCCACCUCCAACAGCCCCAAGAUCGCGCUCAAGGGCAUUGCCCAGAGAACUUUCAGCCGGGCGCUGACCAACAAGAAGAGUUCCCCGAAAGGCAGCGAGAAGGAAAAGGAGAAACAGCAGCGGGAGAAGGAGAAGGAGAAAAGCAAGGACCUCGCCAAGAGAGCCUCGGUGACAGAGAGGCCGGACCUCAAGGAGGGGCCGAGAGAAGACCUCAGCGGGGUGGCGGUGACCGAGAUGCCAAAAAAGUCCUCCAAGAUAGCCAGCUUCAUCCCCAAAGGGGGGAAGCUCAACAGUGCCAAGAAGGAGGCCCCGGCCCCUUCCCACAGUGGGAUACCAAAACCAGGAAUGAAGAGCAUGCCUGGGAAAUCCCCAAGUGCCCCCGCGCCUUCCAAGGACGGGGAACGCAGCCGGGGUGGGAAGCCGAGCUCCGGGCUCCCCCAGCAGAGGCCCCAGCUGGACGGCAGACACUCCAGUUCCUCCUCCAGCCUGGCGUCCUCGGAAGGCAAAGCCCCAGGAGGGACCACUCUGAAUCACAGCAUCAGCAGCCAGACUGUCAGUGGGUCCGUCGGGACCGCCCAGACCACGGGAAGCAAUACUGUCAGCGUCCAGCUACCUCAGCCCCAGCAAUACAGCCACCCCAACACUGCCACGGUGGCGCCUUUCCUGUACAGGUCCCAGACAGACACCGAAGGGAAUGUUACUGCCGAGUCCAGCUCAGGGGGUGUGACCGUGGAGCCGAGCCACUACACCAAGAGUGGACAGCCUGCCCUGGAGGAACUCACUGGGGAAGAUCCCGAGGCUCGGCGCCUGCGGACGGUGAAGAACAUCGCUGAUCUGCGGCAGAAUUUGGAGGAGACCAUGUCCAGUUUACGGGGAACUCAGGUUACACACAGCACAUUGGAAACCACGUUUGACACCAAUGUCACCACGGAGAUCAGCGGGCGCAGUAUCCUCAGCUUGACGGGCAGGCCCACUCCCCUGUCCUGGAGGCUCGGCCAGUCCAGCCCUCGGCUGCAGGCGGGAGACGCCCCCUCGAUGGGCAACGGGUACCCGCCCCGAGCCAACGCCAGCCGCUUCAUCAACACGGAGUCGGGCCGCUACAUGUACUCUGCCCCCCUGCGGAGGCAGCUGGCCUCCAGGGGCAGCAGCGUCUGCCACGGGGACGUCUCGGACAAGGCAGGAGAUGAGAUGGACUUGGAGAGCAUAAGCAUGGACGCCCCCGGCUACAUGAGCGACGGGGACGUUCUGAGCAAGAACGUGCGGGCGGACGACAUCACGAGCGGGUACAUGACCGAUGGUGGACUUGGCCUCUACACCCGCCGCCUGAACCGGCUCCCUGAUGGGAUGGCUGUGGUGCGGGAGACCCUGCAAAGAAACACCUCCCUGGGCCUCGGAGAUGCUGACAGCUGGGAUGACAGCAGCUCCGUCAGCAGCGGGAUCAGCGACACCAUAGACAACCUCAGCACGGAUGACAUCAACACCAGCUCCUCCAUCGGCUCCUAUGCCAACACGCCUGCCUCCUCGCGUAAGAGCCUGGAUGUCCAGACCGACGCUGAGAAGCACUCACAGGUGGAGAGGAAUUCCCUGUGGUCCGGCGAUGACGUCAAGAAGUCAGACGGAGGGUCAGACAGCGGCAUAAAGAUGGAGCCGGGGUCGAAGUGGAGGCGGAAUCCUUCUGAUGUGUCUGACGAGUCCGACAAAAGCACGUCGGGCAAGAAGAACCCCGUCAUCUCUCAGACAGGCUCGUGGCGGCGAGGCAUGACAGCUCAGGUGGGCAUCACCAUGCCGAGGACGAAGCCGGCUGCCCCGGCAGGCACGCUGAAGACCCCAGGAACUGGAAAAACAGAUGAUGCAAAGGUGUCUGAGAAAGGAAGGCUGUCUCCCAAAGCCUCCCAGGUGAAGCGCUCCCCGUCAGAUGCUGGCCGCAGCAGUGGGGAUGAAUCCAAGAAACCCCUCCCCGGCAGCUCCAGGACGCCCACUGCCAACGCCAACAGCUUUGGGUUCAAGAAGCAGAGUGGCUCUGCCGCUGGUUUGGCCAUGAUCACAGCCAGUGGGGCCACUGUCACCAGCAGGUCAGCCACACUGGGCAAAAUCCCGAAGUCGUCCGCACUUGUCGGUCGGUCCACCGGUCGGAAGACGAGCAUGGAUGGGGCUCAGAAUCAGGAUGAUGGGUAUCUGUCUCUUAGCUCCCGGACAAAUUUACAGUACCGGAGUCUGCCAAGGCCCAGUAAAUCCACCAGCCGGAAUGGGGCUGGGAACAGGUCUAGUACCAGCAGCAUAGAUUCCAACAUCAGUAGCAAGUCAGCAGGCCUGCCGGUGCCCAAGCUGAGGGAGCCUUCCAAGACAGCCCUGGGCAGCUCUCUGCCAGGUCUGGUCAACCAGACCGAUAAGGAGAAAGGCAUCUCAUCCGACAACGAGAGCGUGGCUUCCUGUAACUCAGUGAAGGUGAACCCGGCAGCCCAGCCUGUGUCUAGUGCGGCUCAGGCCACUCUCCAGCCAGGGGCCAAGUACCCUGAUGUGGCCUCUCCCACGCUCCGCAGACUCUUUGGUGGGAAGCCUACCAAGCAAGUGCCCAUCGCCACAGCCGAAAACAUGAAAAACUCGGUGGUCAUCUCCAACCCUCAUGCCACCCUGAGCCAGCAAGGUAACUUAGAGUCCCCCUCGGGCAGCGGCGUCCUGAGCAGCGGCAGCAGCAGCCCUCUCUACAGUAAGAACGCAGACAGCACCCAGUCCCCCCUGGCCUCCAGCCCCAGCUCCGCCCACUCGGGCCCCUCCAACAGCCUCACGUGGGGCACCAACGCCAGCAGCUCCUCGGCCGUUAGCAAGGACGGCCUGGGCUUCCAGUCGGUCAGCAGCCUCCACACCAGUUGCGAGUCCAUUGACAUCUCCCUGGGCAGCGGAGGGGCGCUGAGUCACAACUCCUCCACCGGCCUCAUUGCCGCCUCUAAGGAUGACGCCCUGACCCCCUUUGUCAGAACCAACAGUGUGAAGACCACACUGUCGGAAAGCCCUCUCUCUUCCCCUGCCGCUAGCCCUAAGUUCUGCAGAAGUACUCUGCCCAGGAAACAGGACAGUGACCCGCACCUUGAUAGGAACACUUUGCCUAAAAAAGGACUCAGGUACACCCCCACCUCCCAGCUUCGCACACAAGAAGACGCAAAAGAAUGGUUACGGUCCCACUCUGCAGGAGGCCUGCAGGACACGGCCGCCAACUCUCCUUUCUCCUCUGGCUCCAGUGUAACUUCUCCCUCCGGAACAAGAUUCAACUUUUCUCAGCUUGCGAGUCCCACCACUGUCACCCAGAUUAGCUUGUCCAACCCGACCAUGCUGAGGACCCACAGCCUCUCCAACGCCGACGGGCAGUACGACCCGUACACGGACAGCCGCUUCCGGAACAGCUCCAUGUCCCUGGACGAGAAGAGCCGAACCAUGAGCCGCUCGGGCUCAUUCCGGGAUGGGUUUGAAGAAGAACUUGGGGAGAAAACUACAGUGGGCAUCUUCAUCAGCCAUCUUCCUAACUCAGUUCAUUUCUCUUUCCUACUUCAGUCAAAGUGUGAGUUAGUUCAUGGAUCCUCACUCUCCUUGGUUUCCAGCACGUCAUCAAUUUAUUCUACACCAGAAGAAAAAUGCCAGUCAGAGAUUCGCAAACUACGGCGGGAGCUGGAUGCCUCCCAGGAGAAGGUUUCCGCUUUGACCACCCAGCUGACAGCAAAUGCUCACCUUGUGGCGGCCUUUGAACAGAGUCUUGGAAACAUGACAAUCAGGCUCCAGAGCUUGACCAUGACGGCCGAGCAGAAGGAUUCAGAACUGAAUGAGUUAAGAAAAACCAUUGAGCUGCUGAAGAAACAGAACGCAGCUGCCCAGGCGGCCAUUAAUGGGGUAAUUAACACCCCAGAGCUCAACUGCAAAGGAAAUGGUACCUCCCAGUCCGCAGACCUCCGUAUCCGCAGACAGCACUCCUCCGACAGCGUCUCCAGCAUCAACAGUGCCACCAGUCACUCCAGCGUGGGCAGCAACAUAGAGAGUGAUUCAAAGAAGAAGAAGAGAAAGAAUUGGGUCAAUGAGUUACGCAGCUCCUUCAAGCAAGCCUUCGGGAAGAAGAAGUCCCCCAAGUCGGCAUCCUCUCAUUCAGACAUUGAGGAGAUGACGGAUUCUUCUCUGCCUUCCUCACCAAAGUUGCCACACAAUGGUCCCAUGGGCUCCACUCCCCUGCUGAGGAACUCUCACUCCAAUUCUCUCAUCUCGGAGUGCAUGGACAGUGAAGCUGAGACGGUCAUGCAGCUCCGAAACGAGCUGAGAGACAAGGAGAUGAAGCUGACCGACAUCCGCCUGGAAGCCCUCAGCUCUGCACACCAGCUGGACCAGCUGCGGGAGGCCAUGAACAGGAUGCAGAGUGAAAUAGAGAAGCUGAAAGCUGAGAACGACCGGCUGAAGUCGGAGUCUCAAGGCAGUGGCUGCAGCCGGGCGCCCUCCCAGGCGUCCCUCUCCACCUCCCCAAGGCAGUCCAUGGGGCUCUCCCAGCACAGCCUGAACCUCGCUGAGUCCAGCAGCCUGGACAUGUUGCUGGAUGACACUGGUGAAUGCCCGGCUCGGAAGGAAGGAGGCAGGCAUGUUAAGAUAGUUGUCAGCUUUCAGGAGGAAAUGAAGUGGAAGGAGGAUUCCAGACCCCACCUCUUUCUCAUCGGCUGCAUUGGAGUUAGUGGCAAGACGAAGUGGGACGUGCUCGACGGGGUAGUUAGACGGCUGUUCAAAGAGUACAUCAUUCACGUCGACCCCGUGAGUCAGCUGGGGCUGAACUCUGAUAGUGUCCUCGGCUACAGCAUUGGGGACAUCAAGCGCAGCAACACCUCCGAGACCCCCGAGCUUCUGCCCUGUGGCUACCUGGUUGGAGAGAACACAACCAUCUCUGUGGCCGUCAAAGGGCUCGCGGAGAACAGCCUGGACUCGCUGGUGUUCGAGUCCCUGAUCCCCAAGCCCAUCCUGCAGCGCUACGUCUCCCUGCUGGUGGAGCAUCGGCGGAUCAUCCUCUCCGGGCCCAGCGGCACUGGGAAGACCUACCUGGCCAACCGGCUGUCAGAGUACCUGGUGCUCCGGGAGGGACGGGAGCUGACAGACGGGGUCAUCGCCACCUUCAACGUGGACCACAAGUCCAGCAAGGAAUUGCGCCAGUACCUGUCCAACCUCGCCGACCAGUGCGCCAGCGAGAACAACGCUGUGGACAUGCCUCUGGUCAUCAUCCUGGACAACCUGCAUCAUGUCAGCUCCCUGGGCGAGAUCUUCAACGGGCUGCUCAACUGCAAGGACCACAAAUGCCCUUAUAUAAUUGGCACAAUGAACCAGGCUACCUCUUCUACUCCCAACUUGCAGCUUCAUCAUAACUUCAGGUGGGUGCUGUGUGCCAACCACACGGAGCCCGUGAAGGGUUUCCUGGGCCGGUUCCUGAGGCGGAAGCUCAUGGAGACGGAGAUCGGUGGGCGGGUACGGAACGUGGAGCUGGUGAAAGUCAUCGACUGGAUUCCCAAGGUCUGGCAUCACCUCAACCGCUUCCUGGAGGCUCACAGCUCCUCGGACGUCACCAUAGGCCCCCGGCUCUUCCUGUCGUGCCCCAUCGACGUGGAUGGUUCCAGGGUGUGGUUCACCGACCUGUGGAACUACUCAAUCAUCCCCUAUCUCCUGGAAGCCGUCAGAGAAGGACUCCAGCUGUAUGGAAGGCGGGCCCCCUGGGAGGACCCCGCCAAGUGGGUGAUGGACACCUAUCCUUGGGCAGCCAGCCCUCAGCAGCACGAGUGGCCUCCCCUCCUGCAGCUCCGGCCCGAGGAUGUCGGCUUCGACGGCUACUCCAUGCCUCGGGAGGGGUCAACCAGCAAGCAGAUGCCCCCCAGCGACACUGACGGAGACCCGCUGAUGAACAUGCUGAUGAGGCUGCAGGAAGCUGCCAACUACUCCAGCCCCCAGAGCUAUGACAGCGACUCCAACAGCAACAGCCACCGCGACGACAUCCUGGACUCGUCCCUGGAGUCCCCUCUGUGACGGCCGGACCGCGGGGCCUGCCCUCCUGAGCCAGCCCCCGGCCUCGGCGCGAGUGCCGCGCGAAGACCCGGACCCUCCUCGUCCUCCAGCCUCGACCUGGGUGCAGGCACCCCGGGCCAGCCGCCUCGGGCCCGCUUCCUUCACGGGGAGAACCGCACCAUCUUCUGUGUCAAUUAUUGUCCUGCCUUGUUGCUGUGACCUUCCUAAGACACCGAAAGAUACUUCUCCGGAAAGGACCAUCACCGUUGAAAUGAAAAGGGUUUUAAACAAAAAAGCCAACCCACUUGAAGCUCUGAAACCAAACAGCAUCCUGCCCUCAGCGGCCCAGAGACAGAAGAGAUUAGAGCAGAGCUGAAAGCGGAGACAGCAGGGCUUCCUCCGCGCACAGACCCUGCAGCUCCAACCCCGCCGCCGCCCUUCCGCCACACCGGCCACACAGAGAUCCGACGCCAGCCGGGGCCCUUGCUUCCGCCACACUCAACAAACUGCAGAGCCGCAUCGCAGGAAAAACUUAGGAAAAACAAAUCGUGCUUUCUCUUUGGUUUGUUUUUUAAAUGGUGCUCUCCUUACCCGAGAGGUAUUUUGCCUGUUCCGGUUCCUCCCCCGCCUUUCAGACCCAUCAGCCUCUGGUUCUUCCAUAAGUGAGAGCGAGGCCGAGCGGUUGUGGCUAUAAACGCAGAGCUGCAUGUGUCUGUCUCCUUCUCGUACAGAAAUGAAUCAGGUCUUAUUCCUGCUAACACUGUGUACAGUGAGAAUUGGUCUACCUUGGCGAACCGAUCACCCCUUUGAAAAUGAGGUUGAGUUUCUCCCUUUCUGACUGUUUUGAUUUUGAAGACUUUUUUCCCCUCUCCUUCCCCUCAUGGUCAGAAUCCAUCCUUUGGUGAACGUGAGAACCGCAGGAGUUGGCUUUUGGUUUGGUCCUGCUGAGUUUUGGUUUUCAGUUGUCCAUCCUCACAGUUCUGCACACUCGCUGCCUCCUGCUGGGGCCGGGGUCGCUGUGCCCUUGACAGUGGACCAGGACCCCGUCCUCAGCGCGUGGGUGAGCGGGACCUUGCCUUUCCUCCUCGUCCUCGAGGCUGCAGGACACACGUCGACACCUCCAGCAUGCCAGCCCCGACCUCAGGUGGGGUGUGAGGUCACCUCGCAAAACACUUGCACUUUCCCCAGAACCAACGUGACGUCACACAAGUCAACAGGUGGAGGCAGCUGCUCCCUUCCAGAAGCUCUGGCCUCCAGCGGACGAGCCUUGCCUGACCUCUUCGGUGCUGACCUUCCCAAAGCGAUGCCUUAACUGGUUUUGUACUCACCGUGUUCAUUGAUGAGUGUCGUGCCUGCCUGGGGUCUGUUUUUCUGUUUUCCCCAUCAGAGCAAACAGGGCUAACAAGUCAUCUACUCACUAGAAGAACUCAAGCUAAUGUGACUUUUCUCAUCCAAAAGACUCAUUCGUGUGGAUGUGUGACUGUGGGAAAAAGAAAAAGGAAAAAAAAAAAAAAAGAUCUUUUUGGUUUUAGGUUCUUAUCAGUCUCCAGCUAACGCCCUGACUAGAUGACGAUCUGUCUUGUGCAGGAAAAGGCAAAAGUUCCUACCAUGUUACAUGACAUCGUUGAGCCCAUGCUCUGCUCGUAUGUGUCUUCAGCAUACCGGUAUUUUCUCUACGGAGUGUGGUCAAUCUUUGAGUCAUUUGUUUCUGUUUUAUUUUUAUCGGACCCCCAUGGGGGGAGUCUCUGUUAAUGAUCAGGGGUUUUACUCCAUUUUUUUUACAUUUCUAUUUCCAAAGGUCCCUCUCUCAACAUCUUUUAUUUUCUUAACCACAAGAGCUUGACCUGAAACCAGUCACAUUACAUUGGAUGACACCAUUUGCUUCCUCUUUGAAGGGAAAAGGGGAAUGUGUCUAACAGGUGAAUGGAAAACCUCUCAGCGUGCUCUUUUCUUUAAUCUCAGUAAACUCAGACUCUAUUCUGCUAAGCCUUCCUUAGUCAUCUGGGUGUGUGAGUGUGUCUUGUUCUGUUUUGUUUUUCAUAACAUGUUUAAAGCAUGUAUUUAGCCUGUGACCUCAGGGGUCAGUCACACCCUGAGCCUUCUGGUAAACCUGAAGAAUGGUCCUUCUCAAUUUAUCUCCCAGCAAUGACCUUACACACUCAUACUGUGAAUUUGGGAGGAGGUAAAAUGGACUUCUCCUCAUGGGCAGUUUUCCCGGUCACCUUGUGAGUAGACACCUGCCAAUAUCCUUUGAAACGUUUUUUGGUUUUGUUUUUCGUUUUUUUUUUUUUUACAGCACCCUCUUUUCUCUUUCUUUUCUCCCCCGUCCCACAGACUUCCCUCCCACCGGGUCCAGGCUCAGCGCCGAGACCUCUGUCCCUGGUGCUGCCUGACAAGUGAACGGUGGUUUCAAGGAGUGUAGCCUUGUUCGAGUCACAACUCGGGGUCUUUCCUACAGUUUCCGGAAGCAGGGUUGUCUGAUAUGCACAUUUCUUACUUUGGUCCUGUUCUGCUUUUGUGUCGCUCACCUUUGACAAAGUGACUGUGCUCAUUUAGGGCUCUGUCCGAAAUGCUUCCACUUUGCCUUUUUCUACAGUUAGGCUAAUUUUGAAAAUGUAUGAAAUUCUAUGCAACAUUUGUGUUGAGUUACCAAUGGAAGCCAAAAGUUUUCUUUCCAAACUGCCAAGAAUUUUACAGGCCAUAAGUGAGAUGGGAAUUCCCUUUAGUUUAAGGUGGUGGGUGGGCAGGGGGGGACACGGAACGAGACUUGCCUAGACCUUUGUUGUAUCUUGGGGACAUAUUUUAUUGUUGAUGCUUAAACUUCAAAAUUCUGUGUAUUCGAAUUUGAUAAUGGCGAAUCUACUUCAAAAGGAGAAAAUAAUCCAACUUUGUGGAUACGAAAUGGAAGGUUUGCUGUUUUGAUCUAGUUAUUUCCAGUGGAGCAGUUUAUGAAAUAUGUUCUAUAAGAUGUACAUUUUUUCAUUGUAACAUAGAAAUUGUAAAUAAUUGAUUAAAGUGCUGCAUUUUGAUGAAUUUUUUCUAGCCAUUUUUAAAGAGAAAACUAGGAAUUGAGUAUUUUGUGUACGGUAUGUUUCCGUCCUCCCUCCCCGUCCGCCGUCCCUCCCUAUUUAAUUUUCAUUUGUCAUGAGGUUUUUGGAUUUGCCAAUGAUCUGCUGGAGAUCAUGCCCCACAUCAUAGAGGAUAAAGCUGAUGAUUGUACCAGUCUUAAAUUAUUCAUGAUUGAAUAAAAUUGAUGCUUAUUUAUUCAGA